CAAUACACAAAAUUAUACGCAGAUUUGUGUUGUAUGUAUGAACACACAAGUUUCCAUUAAAAAUGGCUGAUUAUGCAACUGCAAACAAUAUGGAGAUUAAGCACCUCUCAACCAUCGCCAACGACGUCGUUCGAAGAUGCGCCCAGAAGCUCAAUACUUCUGUUUGGUCGCUGGUUGAAGAGUUCGAGAAGGAAUGGGAGCCUCAGAUGGCAGGCUACUCGAAAAAAUUCGUAGAAUUUUGCUGCUCGAGAGCGCUUAUGGUGAUGUGUGUUGCUAUAGAUGAAAAUAUAACUAAUGGCUCCUUUAGCCGCUUGACAUUCGAUAUGAUGCUUGCUUGGGAGGUGCCCACCUCAGCAGACGAAGAAUCUCGUACGGAGUGUGUGGCAAAAGAGAACGAGGAGAAGAAGGUUCCUGUUGUGGCCGACGAGCUAAAUGACGAUGUUUCGCUUUUCUAUUCUGAUCUCAUGCCGCUCCUCGUCGACCGAGAGCCGAAUGUAGGGGAAGAUGCAUUUGUGUGGUUAGGAACACUUGUUCCGUUGGUAGUUGAAAUGGUCAAUGGUAGAUUCACGUUCGAGACAUUGACUGCGCCGACUGGAAAUCGACUCCACUUUCCGGCUUACGACAAAUUCUUGAAAGAAAUUCACGGAUGCAUAAAGCAUUUACAGAAGCAAGAAACUCCAAAGGGAGUAGAGUUCUUGGACGAUGAAUUUAUACUACACGUUGAGGGGACUGUGAAUUCACAAAGAGUGGUUCGCCAUAUUGGAGGAACUAGUUGGCCUGGCAGAUUGACGCUGACCAAUUACGCCCUUUACUUUGAGGCAUCCGGCAUCAUUUCAUAUGAAGACGCAGUAAAGCUCGACCUCUCAAAGGACUCCGAACAGAGCGUGAAACCCACAGCGACAGGUCCUUGGGGCGCACCUCUAUUCGACAAAGCUAUCAUUUACGAAUCUUCUGAAUUGCAAGAAGGCAUUAUCCUAGAGUUCCCGGAGGUUACGAGCUCGACCAGGCGAGACCACUGGCUGGCCCUCGUCCGCGAAAUCAUUCUCCUCCACAAGUUCCUCUCAAAGUACAAGGUGGACCCCACCUUUCACGCGUGGGAGAUGCACUCGAGGACAAUACUCGGCAUCGUGCGCCUCCACGCGGCCCGCGAGAUGCUCCGCAUCUCGCCGCCUCUCUCCAAGAGCUUCCUCAUAUUCACCCUUCUCGACGACCUUCCCAAGGGGGAUUACGUGCUCGAGGAGCUCGCCGGAAGCCUCGCGAGGUCCGGUGUUGGUGGGGCCCACCCAUGCAGCGCCAGCUCAAUCCUCAGGAAUCUCAAUGUCUCCCGGCCAGUCGAGCCUCGGGAAAUUGUUGUUGGUGAUGAUGAUAACGACAAAGAUAUGUCGUCUUUGGAGAGCGCGAUAAAUCAGGCUUGUGAGGAGGGGAAGGAGAUGGAAGUUGCUAGAGCUAGCGCCGAGGGCCUUAAGGAUGAGGGCAUUAGUGAGAGUGCCCAAGUGCUUAUGGGGCUACUUGAACCGGUUAAGAGCGAAGUCCCCAAGUUGCUAGGGAUUUUCACGUGGGAACGGCCCCUGGCCACGUCUAUUGUCAUUGUUUCGGCUAUGGUGGUCAUCUAUAAAGAGUGGGUGGGGCCAGCUAUAUCGAGUUUCUUGUUGUGGGCCGUAGCUAAGAUGUUGUGGGCCCGAUAUGAGAGGAUGUACGAAAAGAAAAACAAGGUCGUGAUCCAUACCGGGUCGGACCAGACGGCCAUGGAAAGCAUUGUGUCGGCCCAACAAGGGUUAAGGACCCUUCAUGAGAUACUUCGGGAGACGAAUAUAGCUUUACUUAAAGUAUGGUCUAUUAUGGUCUCUAAAGCUCCAAGGCAUACGAACACGGUCAUGAUGAUCUUGACGUGUUGUGCGGUUGUGUUGGCCGUGGUCCCGUUCAAGAUCAUCCUUAUGGUCGCCGUUUUGUACGGUUUUGUGAUGACAUCGAAAAUCGGGAAGCGUCUCCAGAGUGAUCCGGGCAACCGUCGUUUGAGGGAAUGGUGGGACUCGAUUCCCGUGAUCCCCGUCGAGUUUGUGGACAAGGAAGCCGAUAAGUCGGAAUAAAUAGGAGUUCGCGAGCACAUCGUGAUGGAAGCAUAUACCUGGCGGGAAAACUGCAAUAUGUAGAACAAGGCAAAAGGGGAUGGGAAUGUGUGGAAGUAUGGUGGAUGAUAACAAAAACAAAAGAUAAUAAUGAUGUGUUAUGAGUAUGCUGCCCUUAAUACGUACUUGAAUGAUGUGUUAUGAGUAUGCAGCAUAAAGUUAUGUCUUCACAUAAAGCCCUCUCUACUUUUGUCUACAUGCAUGAGUUGUCUUCGUCUUCAUUCACAUGUGCUUGAAUUAUUUGCUGAAGUUGAAAUGCUUCAGCUGCUCAACACUCCCCUUCAACAUGUUAG
Messenger RNA from Striga asiatica, 2419 nucleotides. The record is from the annotation of a GenBank genome assembly. Lineage: Eukaryota; Viridiplantae; Streptophyta; Magnoliopsida; Lamiales; Orobanchaceae.